AUGUACACUUUCAACAAUACAGAUAAAAAUGAACCCUUAAAAGAAAAAACAAAGUUAGACGAAAAACAAUCAUCAGGUGAGAUAUUAGAUAAUCACGCUACGUUGAAUAAACUUGUAAGUGCUGAUACGAAAAUGGCCCCAGCAUCGUUCAAUAGUGCAUUCGCUUCAACGAUAACUGCUAAUGCUGACGCACCUGUGGCAUCACCGUUCAAGAGUGUGUUUGGAGCUCCUGCUACUGCUAAUGCUGACGCACCUGUGGCAUCACCAUUCAAGAGUGUGUUUGGAGCUCCUGCUACUGCUGACACCAAGGCACCUGUGGCA
Messenger RNA from Trypanosoma theileri, 321 nucleotides. RefSeq lists its product as uncharacterized. The record is from RefSeq and is a predicted model, not a curated record. Lineage: Eukaryota; Euglenozoa; Kinetoplastea; Trypanosomatida; Trypanosomatidae. The annotation marks the transcript as partial. The transcript has a single exon.